UCGAAUCUUCUGGUAUUUUUAAGUUCAGAGGAAGACACUGGAAAGAUCCUUGUGCUACACAAGAAGAGCUCAUGGUUUAGAGAUUUGGAACUCAUUGCAAUGAGCAAAUCAGAAAACUCAAGCAUUAAGGAAGAAACACCUAAAGAUGAAGAUAUAUCAUCAGAAAUCAUGAAGAGGCGAUUCGUGCCAAACCUUUUCAAAGGCAUGUCCUGGGAGGGCUUUCAGUUUGCUGGAUGUGAAAUCAAAAUUACAGAAACCAUUGACUGUUAUGGUGCAUAUGUGUGGCCUUCGGCCAUGGUGUUGAGCUAUUACCUGGAACACUGCCAGCACGAGAUAAUUGAUAAAAACGUAAUUGAAAUAGGAUCAGGGACAGGACUGGUGUCAAUUGUUGCUUCUAUACUUGGCUCCAAUGUGACCGCAACAGAUCUGCCUCAUUUACUGGAUAACUUACAAUACAAUAUAUCUCAAAAUACAAAAUCAAGAAGCAAAUAUCAGCCGCAGGUCAGAGAACUGAAAUGGGGAAUAGAUUUGGAGAAAGCUUUCCCCAGGAGUACAUGUCAUUAUGAUUAUUUAUUGGCAGCUGAUGUUGUAUACAGUCACCCAUACUUGAAUGAACUUUUAAUGACUUUUGAUCAUUUAUGUCAGGAUGACACCACAAUUUUAUGGACAAUGAAAUUUAGGCUUGAUAAGGACAACACCUUUGUGCACAGAUUUCAACAUAUAUUUGACACAGUCAUUAUAUAUGACCUCCCAAGUUUGCAGAUAAAACUGUAUAAAGCAACACGAAAAAAAACAAGGAUUGGAAUAGAAACAUGAGAUCUAACUGCUCAUACCUCCAAAGCAAUAAUUAUCCUUAUGCUGUAUGGUUAAAUUUAACUCCCUGAAAUCAAACUUACAAAAUGAUACGUGUUUUGCUUCCAGCAAAGUUUGUACAGUUAGUGUUGCCAAGUGUUGCCAGCUAAGAAGCCUUCUAGGGUAAGUGUAGCCGUGAGAAAAUGUAUCUAAAGAUCUAAUAUUUAAAAUCUGUCUGUAGAUAAGAUUUCUGACAUUUACAGAUUAAUUUUGGAUCAGAGCAUGCCUCCUGAUAUGUCUCUUGAAUUGCUCACAAUCACCAAGUGUCUGUAUUUAUUAUAUUUCAUUGGACUAGCAUUCAUUCCUCAAGCACAGCACAGCAAGCAGGCAAACAACUGUCCGAGAACACUGAUGCACUAUGCUCCACUUUAUAAAAAUGUCAACCACUCUCAACAUUUCCUCUGAAAUUAACCACUCUGCACUCUAUAUUUCCUUUUAGGCAUUUUCUUAAUGUCUCUAUUGUUUAUGAAAGUAAUCUUUUACAAACAUGAAGAAAAAUAAUUCUGAAUAAAAUGUUUCCUUUUUUUUUGCAGUUCUUAAUGGCAAAUAACCUUCCUGUGGCAUGUUAACACCUAAUUAAUUUUUCUAGAGAUUAAUAUUUAAAUAAGUUAAUCGAUUGGUAAAAAUAGCUUCAUAAUUAAUCAGUCAAACGUGCCUGCCAUGUGCAGCCUGAAUGAAGCAAUGGAUAGUACAGGGUUUGAGUAUCUUCUACUGGAGAGACGAUUCAGCAUCUUCUACAGAAAGAUUACAACAGCAGCAUACAUUUUCAUUUAAUGAUGACACAAUUAUUUCCAA
Hypanus sabinus (Atlantic stingray) is the source of this 1647-nucleotide messenger RNA. It is a transcript of the gene mettl21e, whose product is annotated as methyltransferase like 21e. The record is from RefSeq and is a predicted model, not a curated record. NCBI's taxonomy places the organism in Eukaryota, Metazoa, Chordata, Chondrichthyes, Myliobatiformes, Dasyatidae. Gene Ontology annotation, cellular component: cytosol; cytoplasm. Gene Ontology annotation, molecular function: protein-lysine N-methyltransferase activity. The coding region runs from base 100 to 816 and encodes 238 amino acids. Gene Ontology annotation, biological process: peptidyl-lysine methylation. The transcript is spliced from 5 exons.